Molecule: messenger RNA, 2088 nt
Organism: Macrosiphum euphorbiae (potato aphid)
Lineage: Eukaryota; Metazoa; Arthropoda; Insecta; Hemiptera; Aphididae
Source: the annotation of a GenBank genome assembly
AUGAAAAAGAAUGUUGGCGGCGACGGCGGAGGCGAACGCAAGUCCCUGCGGAACAGGCGCCGGCGGGGGUUGGACGGUGACGGACCCUUGCCGUCCCCACCUGUGCCUCCAACACCGACCGUGGCCACGGCUACCGUCACCAGCGGAGCGCUGCACAGACUUCAGGCGGUGUCGGCUGCAUCCGCAUCGUCAUCGGUGGCGGAAGCGGCGUCGGUGGUUGUGGCGGUUGACGGAAGGGAUUCGACCGCGACCGCGACCCCAGUGACAGACGAUUGGCUAUUCGCCGAUUGGUUGAACGGCGGCGGUGGUGGUGGAGGUAGCGGUGGAGGCGCAGUUGCAACAGGUGUCCCGGAGCAGCAUCAGCACCAGCAGCACCAACAACAGCCCGAAGCCGAUAUGAUCAUGGAGUGCAGUGCCCUUGAGCCAGGCGUCGGGCCUCUCCAUCAUGCGCAUCACCACCAUCACCAUCAUCAUCAUCACCACCCGUACUUGUUGGCCGAGUCUGCGGCUGCCGUCACCACGGCCACCACUGCCGCUGGACACUUUAACGUGCUCAGCUUCGAAACGUACAAGGGCGGCGUGGCCACCAGCACGGGUGGACACGUGGGCAACGGUGGACACGGCACCGGUAACUCAGCGUGCCACAGCCCAGCACAGGGAAACGCCGGCACCGAUCUCAACACGCCCGUCACGACGAGCGCCGAAGUACCUUCGUUUUUCGGCCCAUCCACAGUCGUAGAACCGCCACUCAUAACAGGAUCAUUGCAAGAUACUGACGAAAAUGGUAGCAAUAGAAGUGGUAUAGAACACAAGCUAGAGGUAUCUCUUCAAUUAAAAACAGAAGCCAUCGGAGGUGAACCGGAACAGGACGAUGCCGGUCAGGACGUCAUGUACACAACUAACUCCAGCAUACCACCAGGGCAGUCUAGGAUCAGCUAUAGGUUCUCCACGAAUAGUCCUAUGCAAACAGCUCCGUGCUCAACUAGUUCCUCAAAUAACAAUAACAACAACCACCUCAGCACUUCUUGGCUUUUGCCUAGCCCAGACAAGAAUAUUUUUCCACCUUUAUUCAACCUGCUCCAACCUCAACCGUCGAGCACGCCCACCUCAUACCACAGCUCCAGUCCUCACUACGAAGACAGAUCUCAACAGAGUCAAGUAGAAUUGCUUGGAAUGAGUAUCGACUGUGGUAAACAAGCACCACCUACGUACGCCAGUUGCGGAGUGACUGGAAAUGACCAAGAUCUCAUAUACCAUAACCGUGGUCAAAUGAUGCAACAACAGUCGUCGCCAGUGAAUAAAUACCAUUGGUUGGACUCACCGGUCGAAUACGGUGGACAGCAACAACAACAACAGCAACAGCAAUUACAAUCUCAACAACAACAACAAAUGAUUCCCAAACAAGAGUUCACAAACGUGGUAAACGUAGACGUUCAGUCCCCAGGUUCAUCGAGCGUGUCGCAGGGAGGCUACAGCGUCCAGCUAGCUGAGUAUAACCCAUCGACAAGCAAAGGACACGAAAUACUAUCGCAAGUGUACCAGCAGUCAUCACUACCACUGAAGCUAGUCCCGGUGAAACCUCGGAAGUACCCAAACAGACCUAGCAAGACGCCGGUGCACGAGAGACCAUAUGCAUGUCCGGUGGAGCAUUGUGACCGUCGGUUCUCCAGAUCGGAUGAACUUACAAGGCACAUCCGUAUACACACGGGCCAAAAACCGUUCCAGUGUCGUAUAUGCAUGCGAUCGUUCUCCAGAUCUGAUCAUCUUACGACACACAUUCGAACGCACACUGGCGAGAAACCGUUUACAUGUGACGUGUGUGGUCGUAAGUUCGCAAGGAGCGACGAAAAAAAGAGACACGCAAAGGUUCACUUGAAGCAACGGACGAAAAAAGAAACCAAAAUGGCGGCACUUCUAGCACAACAACAACAACAACAACAACAACAACAACAACAACAGCAGCAGCAGCAGCAGCAACAACAGCAGCAACAACAACAGCAACAACAGCAGCAUCAGCAGCAAGGAUCGUCGCAACAACAGCAUAUGCAUCACAUGGGAUUCCAAACAGGUGACACUGGUCACAUGUAG